Messenger RNA from Chelonus insularis, 11472 nucleotides. It is a transcript of the gene Hml, whose product is annotated as Hemolectin. Gene Ontology annotation, molecular function: chitin binding; protein binding. The annotation marks the transcript as partial. Lineage: Eukaryota; Metazoa; Arthropoda; Insecta; Hymenoptera; Braconidae. The record is from RefSeq and is a predicted model, not a curated record. The transcript is spliced from 25 exons. Gene Ontology annotation, cellular component: extracellular matrix; extracellular region.
UCAAUAAUCUCAGCCGAUGAUUAUACAAAAAAACAUGAAACCAUCAUAUUCAAGGAGAAAAAAAUUAUUCACAGUAAUAAUUAUCAAUCAAUUGAAGAAAAUUUUAAUCAUCAUGACAUAGAAGAUGAUAAUUAUAAUAAUAACAAAUUUGGUUUUAAUAAGCAAUGUAAUGGUUGGCCCAGUGUUCCAAUUAAUGGAGAUAUCAAAUGUUACUCUAAAAGUGGAUGUAUAGCACGUUGUAAAACCGCUUAUCAAUUCCCUAAUGGAGAAAGUCAAAUAACAAUUUCGUGUAUUAAAAAAAAAUGGACAAUUAUUGGAACUGAAUGGACAACAAUUCCACAUUGUGAACCUAUUUGUUUACCUAAAUGUCAAAACAAUGGAAUAUGUAUUUCUCCGAACGAAUGUAAAUGCCUAGAAAACUUUUCUGGACAUCGUUGUCAAUUUGAAGAAAAACCUUGUUUAAAUGAUCCCCCACCAGUACAAAAUUCUCAAAGAAGUUGUAAUACAAAAAUAUGUACUAUCGAGUGUCUGAAUAAGUUUGUAUUUUCUGAUGGAUCAUCAAUUGCUAAUUUAAUUUGUCAAAAUGGUAACUGGGUUCCUACAAAAUCUAAUUGGGUUUCAAUUCCAGAUUGUAUACCAACAUGUACACCACCUUGUGAAAAUGGAGGAAUUUGUCUUGCUUUAAAUGUAUGCCAAUGCCCUAAUGAUUUCCGAGGACCACAAUGUCAAUACUUGGCAGAAGCAUGUUCAACUAAAAAUCUUGGUUUCAAUGGCGGUUAUGAAUGUAAUGGUGAUGAAAAUAUAUUCUCUUGUACACUAAAUUGUCCAAUCGGAGUAAAUUUUACAUCACCGCCAGCUUCCAAAUAUAUUUGUUCCUAUGAAACAGGAAUUUUUGAACCACAACCGAUUCCACAGUGUCAAGUAACAGAAGAUUUUCAAAUAAUUCCAAUAGAAAAUAUUAAAAAUACUUUUUAUAAAAUUUCUAAUCAUUCAUGGACUAUAGAAGGAAUUUCAUUAUCAAAUGCAAAUUUUCAUGAAACAAAAAAUGGCAUGGAAGGAGUAUUUAAUCAUUUUUCAAAUGAUAAAACUGAAUUGAAAUUCAUUCAUAAAGACACGAAAAUGACAAAAAAUUCAUUGGAGUCAAAAGUAUGUUUUACUUGGGGUGGAAUUCAUUUUAAAACAUUUGAUGGUGCAAUAUACACUUUUGAUAGUAAUUGUACCUAUACACUAGUUCAAGAAAUUCAAAAUAAAAUUUUUAUGAUUACAAUACAAAACAGUCAAGGUUGUAACAAUGGAAAUAAUUGUCAUAGAAUUUUGAAAAUUUUCUUACAAAAAGAUGAAUAUAUUUUACACUUGAAUGAUUAUGGUUAUCCUGAAUUUCGAACAUCUAAAAAAAUUUUACCUAUUCCAAGUCAAUUACUUGGAAUGCAAGUUAAAAUGUCUGCACACUUUGUAUUAGUAUCAUUAGAUUUUGUUGGAUUAAAUAUCAAAUGGGAUGGUAAACUCUUUGUGGAAGUAAAAUUAUCAGCAUCUCUAUGGAAUAGAACUGCUGGAUUGUGUGGCAGAAUGAAUGGAGAUCCCAAUGAUGAUAUAAUUGAUAGAGAUUUAACUUAUCCCAAAAGUAUUACAACUUUUAUUUCGUCGUGGAAAGUUUUAAAUAUUGAAGAGAUUUGUGAUGAAAGUAUUGAUCCUACAUCUACUUGUACUUCAAAAGAAAAUAUUGAAACUGAAGCAAAACAUUUUUGUACUAAACUAUUUCUUGAUCAACGAUUUCAAGUUUGUUCUAAAAGCAUCUCUUCAAUGCCAUUCUAUCAUACGUGUGAAUUAGAUUUUUGUCAUUGCAAAGAGAACGAUAAGAAAAAAUGUGCUUGUGAAACAAUGAAUAUUUAUGUUCGUCAAUGUUUUCAUGAUCAAUUAAUACAAUCUAUUGAUUGGCGAUUUGAUAAUUUAUGCCCAAUGGAAUGUACAGGAGGUAGGAUAUAUAAAUCAUGUGGACCCCAGAAACAAUUGUCUUGUAAUACUCAAUUUUCUGAAUUAACAACUGAUAAUUUUUAUUGUGAAGAGGGUUGUUAUUGUCCAAAUAAUACUGUUCUUCAUAAAGAUAAGUGUAUUUCAAUCGAUGAAUGUCCAUGUACUUUGCGUGGAAAAUUAUUUAAACCUGGAUCAUCAAUUUCAAAAAAUUGUAAUACUUGUACGUGUUCUUCUGGUAAAUGGAUUUGUACAGAAGUAACGUGUCGUGCAACAUGUGCAGCAAUUGGUGAUCCACAUUAUGUUACAUUUGAUAAGAAACAUUUUGAUUUUAUGGGAAAAUGUAAUUAUUAUUUAGUUAAAGGAGAUAAUUAUAGUAUUGAAACUGAAAAUAUAGCAUGUUCUGGUGGAAUUUCUGAGAGUAUGGGUUUGUCCAAGUUAACAUCAAUGGAUCAGCCAUCAUGUACAAAAUCUGUUACAAUUCGUCUUGAAAAUCAUUUUAUCAAAUUAAAACAAAAUCAUCAAGUUUUAAUAGACGGUGAGGACGUAACAAAACUUCCUUUGUCUGUAUUUGGAGCUAAGGUUCGAGUGGCAAGUAGUAUAUUUAUUGUAGUAAAUACACCUAAUGGUAUUGAAAUUUGGUGGGAUGGAAUUUCACGAAUUUACAUUACUAUUCCACCGGGAUUCCGUGGUAAAACUAAGGGCUUAUGCGGAACAUUUAAUGGAAAUCAAAAAGAUGAUUUUUUAACUCCUUUUGGAGAUGUAGAACAAUCUAUAAUUUCUUUUGCAAAUAAGUGGAAAACAAGUGAGCAAUGUAAUGAUCUCUCAAAAAUAGAAUUCACACAUCCUUGUGAUAAAAAUCCUGAAAGACAUGUAAUAGCAGAAAAAUAUUGUUCUAGAAUUUUUGAGACCUCUUUUUCGGAUUGUCAUUGGCACGUAGAUCCGGAACAAUUUUAUCAAGAUUGCAAAUAUGAUAUGUGUGCUUGCGAAUCAAGUAUUGAUCGAUGUUUAUGUCCUAAUUUUGCAGCUUAUGCUAGAGAGUGUGCUAAUAGUGGAAUUAAAAUUUUUUGGAGAACUCAAUUUGAAGAAUGUCAACUACAUUGUCCAAAUGGUCAAAAAUAUCAAAUUUGCGGAAAUAGUUGUACAAGAUCUUGUUAUGAUAUUUCAUUUUUUCAAGACUGUCAUCAAGAAUGCAUUGAAGGUUGUAAUUGUCCUGAAGGACAAACUUUGAAUUCACAAGGUGAAUGUAUUUUAAUUGGACAAUGUCCUUGUCAAUACAAUGGAAUAGAAUAUAAUGCAGGAUAUAGAGAAAUUCGGCCAGGACGUAAAAGUGAAGAAUUAUGUACGUGUGGUGGUGGAAUUUGGACAUGUCAUCCAGCAACAUUAGAGGAAAUCAAUGAAUAUCCUAAGAUGACUGAUUUAAAAACACUUUGUAGUGCUACUAAAAAUCUAGAAGCUACUUAUUGUGAACCUGAAGAACCAAAAACUUGUCGAAAUAUGCACGAAUAUAUUAAUCAGCAUAGUCCAGUGAUUUGUCGACCAGGUUGUAUUUGUAAAAAGGGUUACGUUUUGAAUCCUUUAAAUGGAAUUUGUGUUGAACAAAAAAUGUGUCCUUGUUAUCAUGGUGGAAAAAGUUUUGAUGAAGGUGCUAUUAUCCAAGAAGACUGUAAUACAUGUACAUGUAUAAGUGGAAAUUGGAAAUGUACUGAAAAAAUUUGUCGUGGUAUUUGUUCAGCUUGGGGUGAUUCACAUUAUAAAACAUUUGAUGAUAAAACAUAUGAUUUUCAAGGAAUAUGUAAUUAUGUAUUGGUGAAAGGCAGUCUUGGUAAUUUUGAAAAUUUUUACGUAUCCAUUCAAAAUGUUCCUUGUGGAAGUGCUGGAGUAUCCUGUUCUAAAUCAGUUACUCUAUGCAUAAUUGAUGCUGAUAAUAAAGAAUGUAUUACGUUAACUAGAGGAAAGCCUAUAUCAAAAAUUUCAUAUGAAAAAAUAUUUAUUCGGAAAGUUGGACUAUAUAUUUUCUUAGAUAUACCAACUUUAGGAUUAGUUUUACAAUGGGAUCAAGGAACUCGUGUUUAUAUAAAAUUAGAUCCAAAAUGGAAAGGUCGAACUCAAGGUCUAUGUGGUGAUUAUAAUGAUAAUAAUGAAGAUGAUUUUAAAACUCCUUCUGGAGGUAUAUCAGAAGUAUCAGCUCGUAUAUUUGGAGAUUCGUGGAAAGAAGAUAGUUAUUGUCCAGAACCAAUGAAUACUACUGAUACUUGUGUUCUUCAUCCAGAACGAAAAGUUUGGGCAAUUGAAAAGUGUGGAAUUCUAAAAAGUUCUUUAUUUCAAUCGUGCCAUUCUGAAGUCAAUAUUGAACCGUAUAUUCAACAAUGUAUAUUUGAUACUUGUGGUUGUGAUGAAGGAGGUGAUUGUGAGUGUCUAUGUACGGCUCUCGCUGCUUAUGCAUAUGAAUGUAAUGAAAAAGGAAUUCCAUUAAAAUGGAGAUCUCAAGAAUUAUGUCCUAUACAAUGUGAUGAAAAUUGCAGUAUAUAUUCUCCAUGUAUUUCAGCUUGUCCUCACCAAACUUGUGAUAAUUUAUUGAUUAACAAUCAAGAUAUAUCUUUGUGUACUCAAGAUACUUGUGUCGAAGGUUGUACAUUGAAAUUUUGUCCUGAAGGUGAAGUCUAUCGAAACAGUAGUUCAAACGAAUGUGUUCCUAAAAUAUCAUGUAAACCAUUUUGUAGUAAUAUCAGUGGAAUUGUAUACUAUGAAGGUGAUCAAGUUAGUAGUGAUGCAUGUCAUACGUGUUUUUGCAGUAGAAAGAAAUUGGUAUGUAAUGGAGUUCCUUGUCAGUCGAUGAAAUCAAUCGAAUUAACAACUGUUCCUAUGGAAGAACCAAUAAAAUGUAUUGAUGGAUGGACUAAUUGGAUAAAUAAAAAUAAUUAUCAAUUAUUACAAAAUAAUAAGUCGGAAAAGAUGAUAUUUACAGACGUAGAAUCUUUACCUUCAAUAUUAGAUCUUCUUAAUUUAGAAAAUUCAACUCGUUGCUCCAAGGAAGAAAUGAUUGAUAUUGAAUGUAGAACCGUUGGUAGUCAUAAACUAUCAAAAGAGACAGGUUUAAAUGUCGAAUGUAAUAUGGAAUAUGGAUUAGUUUGCCAAUCAAAUAAUAAUAUACUACCUUGUGAAGAUUUUGAAAUUAGAGUUUUAUGUCAAUGCAAUAAUCAAUAUCUUCCAAUUAUUUCAACAAGUCCAUAUUUAACUUCUACUACUGUUUCAUCUACUUUUAUUACCAAACCAUUAACGGAUAAUUGUGAUAUUAAAUAUCCAAAUCAACCACAUUUAACUGAUUGUCAUUCAUUUUAUCAGUGUAUUUCUACAUUAACUGGUACGAAAUUGGUUGAAAAAAUAUGUGGAAUAGGUACCAUGUAUAAUUCGGAAACGCAAACAUGUGAUUGGCCAUAUAAUGUAAUUAAAUUACGACCUGAAUGUGGUCAGAUGAAGAAAAUAACUGAAAUUCCAAAUGAUUGCCAAGAAGGAGAGAUAUGGAAUGAAUGUGCCAUAAAAUGUAAUCAAACAUGUUCUAAUUAUUAUCAUAUUUUAGUUGAACAAAAUUUAUGUUCCUCAGAUUUAAGUUGUGUACCCGGUUGUGUAAAUGAAACUGAAUAUUCUAAUUGUCCGUCACAUAAAUUUUGGCGAGAUUCUCAUAAUUGUGUUGAUAUUUUUGAUUGUCCGUGUAUUACUCAUAAUAAUACAAUUAUUAAACCAGGUAUAGUAGUUACUGAAUCAGAAUGUGAACUCUGUCAAUGUUUAAGUAAUUAUUAUACUUGUGACAAAUCACUCGGAUGUGAAAAUAUAUCAUCCACUAAAAACGUAAAUCCCACUACUUUGUCAUCUAUAACAACUAUUGAACAUAUGUCAACGAAAAUAGAAUCACUAUUGAGUACAGCAUAUUCAUAUAUUUAUGAAGAAAAUAAAAAUAAGCCAAUUUGUAAUGAUUCUAUGGGAUUGGAUGAUGGCUUUAUGUCUGAGGAACAAAUUACAGCAUCGUCGUCAUAUGAAAAUCUUAUUUCUAAUCUUCAAUUAUCAUCUACAAAGAUAUGGCAACCUGUAUUGGAUAAUCCACAUCAAUAUAUACAGUUUGACUUUUUACAAAAUCGUAAUCUUACGGGUAUUAUGAUAAAAGGUCUAAAUGAUAUUUGGACAGUUGCAUAUAAAGUAUUUUAUGGCAAUGAUAUUUAUCAUUGGAAUCCUAUAGUAGAUGAACUUGGAAAUAAGAAAAUAUAUUUUGGAAAUUUCGACGAUGUAACUGUUAGAAUAAAUUAUUUUGAUAAACCUAUCAGUGCACGCUUCUUGAAAAUUCAACCAGUAAAAUGGCACAAUCAUAUCGGACUAAAAGUUGAAAUUUUAGGAUGUUUUAUUCCAUAUUCACCAAUCAAGCAAAUUCAUCCAAUUAAAAUUGUAGAAUUUAAAUCAAAGUGUAAUAUUUGCCAUGGAGUGUUUGAAAAAUCAUUAGAAAAUAUUGACUGUAAAUGUAGUAAUGCACUUUGGUGGAAUGGUGAAUUUUGUGUUGAAAAACAACAGUGCCCAUGUGUAGUAGAGAAUGUAUUGUAUUCUGUUGGUACAAGUUUUGAAACUAAUGAUUGCCGAAAAUGUUUAUGUGCUAUGGGAGGUAUUCCUGAAUGCCAUUUAAAAAUAUGCCCACCAUGUAAUGACGGAAACAUGCAAUCUGUUGUUACUGAAUUAUGUGGUUGUUCUUGUAAACCAUGUCCAAUAGACACUUUAUAUUGUUCAUCAACUAAUGUAUGUAUUGAAAAAUCUGCAUGGUGUAACGGUGUUAAAGAUUGUCUUGAUGACGAAACAAAUUGUACAAAUGAAGUUGAAGAAAUAAGUAAUAAUAUGACAAAAAAUUCUACAACAAUGGUUGUUGUAACUACUACUGAAAUUAAAAAUGUAACAAAAUUCGAGUGUGAAAAGCCUAUUUGUCCUCCAGGAUACAAACCGAUUCUUUCAGAAUCAUCAAAAAUUCAAUAUACACAUUAUUCUUCAUCAAAUAGUCGAAUAAUUAGAGAUAGAGGAACCAAAAAUAUUCAACGAAUUACUAAAGAACCUCGCAAAAAAGAAAAUAUUAAUUAUGAAAAUGAUUUAAAUUAUAAUGUAAAAUGUCCACAAUUUUCUUGUAAACCACACCAUUUUUCAUCGGAUUACGAUGUUGUGAAUAAAUCUUCAAAUGAAUGCCCUAAAAUUCAAUGCCCUUCUAAUUAUCAAAUUAUUUAUGAACCAACAAGUAUGUAUGAAUUAGUACCAUGUCCAAAGUAUACAUGCAAACCAUUAUUGCCAAAGGAAAAUAUUUGUAAUGUUGUUGGAAGGACAUUCAAUACAUUUGAUAAUUUAGAAUAUAAAUAUGAUAUUUGCAAUCAUAUUUUGGUACGGGAAAUGUUUCAUAAUUUAUGGUAUAUUACUUUGGAAAAACAUUGUACCCGACAAAAUGAUUCAUGUACUAAAGUUCUUGCAAUAGUAAUAGAUAACGAUGUGAUCGUUUUACAUUCGAAUAUGAAUGUUGAUAUUAAUGAAUAUACCUAUACUCAACAACAAUUGGAUUUCCUUAAAAAUCGUUACACAAGUUUUAAAAUAUGCACAAUUGGAAAUUUUAUUCACUUUACUUCAUAUACUUAUCAAUUUUGGAUCAUAUGGGACGAAAAUUUAAAUGUUAAAAUUGGAAUACCUGAAACUUUAGUUCAUCAUGUUGAUGGUUUAUGUGGAUAUUAUGAUAAGUUAGCUGAAAAUGAUAAACAAAAACCCGAUGGAAGUCAAGCUUUAACAACGAAAGAAUUUGGUGAUAGUUGGGCAAUGGAUGGAACUCCUGAGUGUGAACGACAAAAUUGUCCAUUAUCUACUCUGGAUAAAUCUAAAAUAAUUUGUAAUACAUUAAAGGAUAGAUCAUUUAGCAUGUGUCAUAAUGUACUGGAUAUAGACAAAUAUAUUUCACGUUGUUUGGAGACAACAUGUAUUUGUUUAAACGAAAAUAAAACGGUUGAUGAUUGCCGAUGUCGUGCAUUGAACUCAUUUACAGCCGAAUGUCAAUCGAGAGAUUUUACUUUUGAUUUAUCAAUAUGGAGAAGUAUUCACAAUUGUCCAGUUUAUUGUCCAUCACCUUUUAUUUACAAGGACUGUUUCCGGAAUAAAUGUGAAAUGACCUGUCGAAAUCUGCAAGAAGUAGAUCCUUGUCCUAUAAUGGACGUUUGCUUUUCUGGAUGUUUUUGUCCUGAUAAUUUAAUUCGUAAUGAUAAUUUGUGCAUCACCGCAUCAGAAUGUCGUGAUUGUAAGUGCAAUAGUUUUGGAAAUUCUAAUUUAAUUAAUUUUAAUGGAAAAAAUUUCACUUUUAUGGGAAAUUGUACAUAUAUAUUAUCACAAGAUACCAUCAAACAUACAAGUAACAAAGUAGAUAAUCAUACUUAUCAAAUUCUUAUAACUAAUAUACCAUGUUCUAAAGGAAUUUGUACUGAGGCGUUAAGUGUUUUAUACAAAGGACAUUUUUUACAAAUAGAACAAAAAUCUUAUAUUAAGAAUUUUAUUAGUACUUUAGAUGGAGAACCAUUAAAAAUUCCAUUUAAAAAUACUUGGAUGAGUUUAAGCAAAGCUGACAACGAGGACAUUACUUUAUUAAUACCAGCAAUACAAUUAGAAAUAAUUACUUAUUGGCAUAAUUUUGCAUUUAUAAUCAGCUUGUCAUCGCAUAUUUUUGGUGGUGCAAUAGAAGGACUUUGUGGAACUUGUAAUUUAAAUAAUGAUAAUGACGAAGAAUUUAUUAAAUCUAAUGGAGAAUUGACCAAAAAUGUUGAUGAAUUUGGUGCUAGUUGGUUAGCUAUUGGAAUGCCUCAAGUCCGAUUUUCGGAUAGUGAAGAUUGCUCAAUUCAACCAGAAAACAAUUGUACACUACCAGUUUUAAAUGACGAUCCAUGUCAAAUUCUUCUUAAUGUUGAUACUUUUGGUCAUUGUCAUGCUUUAAUAGACCCUCAACCAUUUUUACAAUCUUGUCAUUAUACUUUAUGUGAACACGGAAAUAUUUGUGGUGAUUUAGAAUAUUAUGCUCAAAAAUGCAGAGAGGUUGGUGUAUGUCCGAAAUGGAGAACCAAUAAUCUUUGUCCAUUUGAUUGCCCAAAUUACUUAGAAUAUCAACCUUGUGGAUCUUGUCCUAAAACUUGUAACAAUUUGAAUGAUAUUAUACAGACAGAAGAAUAUAAAUGUAAUGAUAAUAAUAAUAUGGAAGGAUGUUUCUGUCCGGAAAAUUUUGUUCUUCAUAAUAGUUCUUGUAUUCCUGAAAAAGAUUGUUUCAUUUGUGAUGAUCAAGGACAUGUUGAUGGUGACGUUUGGAAUAUAGAUAAAUGUACUUCAUGUUAUUGUUAUAAUAAAGUUGUUAAUUGUGAGAGAAAAGAGUGUCAAGCACUUGAUGCUAUUUGUGAACCAAAUUUUACUCCAAUGGCUGUUCCUGGAACGGAGAACGAAUGCUGCAUAAAAUAUCUGUGUGUUCCUAUUCCGACAAAUUCUCCACCAACAUGUGUUGAACCUCAACAACCUGAAUGUGGUUAUGGACAAACGAUGAAAUUAAUAAUUGAUAAUGAUGGUUGUCAGAAAUUUAUUUGUCAAUGUUUACCAUUAGAAGAGUGCCCUUUAAUAAUAGACAAUAUCUCGACAGAAGUUGAAAAAGAAAAUUAUCAAGAAGGAUAUACUUUAAUUGUAAAUACUACGGGAUGUUGUCCAAGAUCUACUCUCGUUUGUCAACCAGAAACUUGCCCAUUACCACCAAAAUGUCCAGAGUAUCAUGAUUUAAAAGUUUCUCAGAUUCCAAAUGGUUGCUGUUCUAUUUAUAAUUGUGAGCCGAAACAGAAUGUUUGUCUAUAUACACCAGUAAUUGAUAAUAUCAAUGAUGAGAAAGUAAUUGUAAUGCAAAUUAAUGAAACAUGGAAAGAUGGACCUUGUAAUGUUUGUACAUGUGAAAAAUCUUUAAAUAAAUAUCCUACAGCAGUUUGUGUAACAACUGAAUGUUUGAAUCUUAAAAAUCAUCCAGACUCUAAUGAUUAUGCAUUGAAAGAAAAUAUUAUUACUGAUCAAUGUUGCCCGCAAAUUGAACGAUUUGCUUGUAAAGAUAAUGAAAAAAUAAUUAAUGUUGGAGAAGAAUGGCAUUCAGAUACGAAUGAUUCAUGUGUUACAAUCAAAUGUGAAAAUACAUCUUAUGGAAUAGAAAAGAAGUUGUUCUAUCAACCGUGUCGAAGUUUAUGUAAAAAAGGAUUUGAAUAUAAAUCAUCUAACAACGGAGGUUCUCGUUGUUGUGGAGAAUGUGUUGCUACAUCUUGCGCUGUAAAUGAUACAUUGAAAGCUAUUGGUGAAAAAUGGCAUUCUGACGAUUUCUGUAUUUCUUAUGAAUGCCUUUUGGAUCAUGAUAAUCAUACUCAAAUAAAAGAAUCAAUUGUUCAAUGCAACAGACUUGAUCCAUUAGAAAAUGAAAAAUAUAUAAUUGAAACGGUCUAUAUUAGUGGGAACUGUUGUCCUACAUAUAUUCGCAAAGCUUGCAAAGCUAAUGGCAAAAUUUAUAAACCUGGAAGGAGUUGGAAAAAUGAACUUAACGAUUGUUUAAUAGAAAAUUGUGUUGUAAUAGAUAAUGAAAAAGUUGAAAUUCAAAAAACUGUUCAGAAUUGUAACACGAGUUGCGAAUUUGGCUGGGAAUAUCAAAAUCCUGAAGAAGGACAAUGUUGUGGAAAAUGUAAACAAUUAUUUUGUGUGUAUGAAGGUAUAUUAUAUAAACCUCAUUCAAUCUGGUUUUCAAAAGAUAAUUGUACAAGAUACGAAUGUCAAUAUCAUAAUGAUCAGUUUAUUGUCAGUGUAAGUUUGCCGGUAUGUCAAGAUGUUUCAUCAUGUCCGUUGGAAAAUAUUUAUAAUAAUGGAUGCUGUGAUAUAUGCAAUGCGACAAUAUCAAAUUAUCAAAAACUUUGUCUGGUUGAAGUCCUUGAACCAGAUUCAACAAUAGGAAUAAUAUCUGAAAAAAGAGGAAAACACGGAAUAUGUCAUAAUUUUCAAGCAAUUGAUGGAAUUACUGAGUGCCAUGGAACAUGUAGUUCAUCUACAUAUUUUAAUUCUUCAACUGGUAUUCAGGAAAUAAAUUGUCAAUGUUGUAAACCAACAAAAAUGAAAGAGAUUAAUAUCAAUCUCAUAUGUGAAGAUAAACAAAUGUUGCCAAAAAAAAUUUAUGUUCCAGCUGCAUGUUCAUGUUUUGAAUGUCAAUCUCUGUAAUCAGAGAAAGACUGAACUUUUGAUAGUUUAUAAUCGAAUACAGAUAUUUAUAUAAGUAAACUUUCUAAAUAUUGCAAUUAAUUUUUAAUUUUUUUUCUUAAAUAAAGCCAAUUUUUAUUUCAUAUGUAAUUGUAAUUAAUGAAAUUGGCUGAUUAACAAUUUAUCAUAAUUUAUUAGACAUACAUAAUGGCCCAAUAUUGUUUGUUUACUGAUUUUUUGUUAGUAAUGAAAAAUUAUUCA